AGACAAAAAAAAGUAUUAUAAAUCUGUAGCUCUAUUAGCUGAUUCAAGAAAUCGCAAUUAUUUGACCCUAUUUGGACUUAGUAGGCUAUCCGCUGUUAUCAUUUGCUCGUUCAUGUCGAAGGAUGCCGUGGUCGAAGGUACUCAGAUGUGGUCGAACAAAUGUCACGUGAAGUAGAAAAAAAUUCCAGUUAGUAUUUAGUUUCAAAUAUCAAUAAAAAAACAUGAAGUUACACUUCGACUCCAAAUUGUGUCAGUAUCCAAAGACGUACUUUGCAUUCGUACUGAAUAUCCUACUCUGGAAUCGUUUUUGUCUUACUAAAAUUUGCACCAACUGUCCGUUUUACCGUCACUCAAGUACGUUCGCAGCAAUUUAUUUGGUUGUGCACUUGGUUGUAGCAUCACAAGAAUUGAUCCAGCGAAUUGUCCUACCGAAUGAAGAAACCGACGACAAACUAAGCUUUUCCCUUCGUGUCUGGAAAUUGAACUUGAGUUUCAAAAUAUCUCAUCAAUAUCUGCUCCUAGGGCGAGCUCUGUUUCAUGUUCAAGCCUUGGCUAGAAGCCUGUACAAUUUGCUGGUUGAAAACUAUGAUGCCCUGCUAGGUUUGAUAUUGUUUGUGCCACUAUUUUUUGCCGUUGACGUGUACAGCUUUGUAAUUGAAUGGAAUCGGCGCCGCGGACAGGAUACUUUGAGAACAUUUAUUUGGAAGGAAGCUUUUAAACUAGGAACGACGGUUAUAUUCUGGAGUAAUUUAUGUUGUUUGCUGUACAAUCAAUACGCAGGAUGUAUUUUUGACAAAUAGCGCAUUUAUUCAGAUGA
This is a messenger RNA of Armigeres subalbatus, 817 nucleotides long. RefSeq lists its product as uncharacterized. Lineage: Eukaryota; Metazoa; Arthropoda; Insecta; Diptera; Culicidae. The transcript is spliced from 2 exons. The record is from RefSeq and is a predicted model, not a curated record. Bases 222 to 800 code for a protein of 192 amino acids.